CGAACAACCGUACCGUCGAAUGUAGUGCAGAGCGCCACAUUAACGGAGAGGCUCUGGUUUCACGGGGCGAUCCCGGGCACGUUGCGCUCUCUCGAGAAAUUGUUAGCAAACGCAAAAAAAAUGAUAAGAUACUCUCCUUCCCAAGCAUCGCAUUGCAUCCCUUCCCAUCCCAUUUCGGCCAAACUGUGAGAGGGAUCCAUUUCUUGAGGUCUGAACGAACAAAAAAGUGCUGGAGCCGAUUCGGUUUAUUCCACGAUUUGUACGGGAAAGUGUAAAAUUUGAGAGCUUCAUUUGAGACCCGAAACGUGUCAAUGGCCGGAUAGUUUUUUACAUCUGUUUCCUCUAGUCGCGGUCUAGCUUUAAGUUGGCUUUAAGAUGGCCCGUGUGUUCAAUGUGAUCAGUGACGAAUUGGCCCGAGUGUUCGGUCAAAAGCCCAAAUGUGAUAGUGAAGGCCAAUUGUUUGACUGUGACAACUCAACCCGUUUGUCAGGAGACUUGAUCUUUGAUACCCCAUCCGAAUCCAGCACACCCCAAUCCGAGGAUUAUACCAUAGUCUACGGCUCGACGGUGCACAAAAUGAACCAAUCUGAAGCGGAGGACUUGAUGAAGGCCCACCCAGGCGCCAAAAUAACCAGCCCACAGAGCCCGAUUGUGCCAAGGAAGGGAGCCAAUGACCCUGAAGAACACCCUCCUCCGCCAACUGGAUCUCCAGAACUCGGGGGAUUCACCUAUAGACCCUUGAAGGUGAAUCAAAGUGAAUCCGACGACUUGGCAGCCUCGUCCUCCAAUGAGGUGGCCUCUGCCCGGAAUUUUGCAUCCUCCGGGUAUCCAUACAACUCUUACUACCCGAGUUACAACUCCUACUCAUCGUCUUAUAACACCUACCCAUCCACAUACUCCUCGAGAGGGGGGUAUUCAACGGGCUACCCCGGCACUUAUGUGGCCCCCCCUCCACAAUACUCGACCCAAUCGUAUUCACCCAACCAGAACAUGUAUGGAGGCUACAGUGGACGACAGUUUGGAGGCAUGUACGGCAGCUUUUCCGGUCACGGUUACGGCGGAGGACAUUGCUGCAAGGAUGAUAACUUGAUCGAGUUGUUGGCCUUAGGCAUAGCAAUCAUGGCCUUGAUGGCUGCUAUGGCGAGAAGACGCAGAAAGAGAGAUGUGUCUGAACAGGACGAGUGGCGACCUCCUAAUACGUUUGUUCAAGAAUUUCUGGAUAAUAUUCACUUUUUGGCUGGAAAAGGUCUUGAGGAGUUCGAAGACAAAGUUGACAAGCUCGCCCAUGGCCAAGGAGAUGAGAACUCAUGGAUUGGCAACCUCUACCACAAGUUCAAGGGAUCUUUCAUGGGCGUGGAGGGCAACACCAUCGAGCAAGACGGUCUGGAGCCCCCAAUCCUUGACGACAAGUGGGGUCUGGGCGAUGUUCAUACCCUUUUCUCCGAGAACAACUCUACUUUGACCGUUGACAACUCCACCGUGGCCUCCAACGUCACUGAGCACUCCAUUUCUAAGCGCGCAUUGGAAGAUGAGGAUGCCGAAUUCUUGGAGGAAACCGCCGAAGACGAUGAGUUUGUCAAGAGCCUCUCUGGAGAUGCCAAGUGCCGCACCAAGUUCUGGAGAUGCGUCGGCAAGGUCGCCAAGGGCUCCAUCCACUACAUGCAAGAACCCGGCGGUAUCUCCGGUGCUUUCCAAAAGACCAUGUUCCGUAUGGCUUUCCACGGUGGAUUCGGCAAUGUCUGGAACGCUCUCAUGACUAUCCCAGAGGCUCGUCGUGUCAAGAGAUGCUUGAACGCUCAAGAGGAAUGCAUGAGCUACGAGGCCCUCCGCAUGGAGUUGGACGCCGGUUCCGAGUUCGCUGAUGAGCACACCAACAAGCAACGCCUCAUUGUCAAUCCCGAGCUGGUGGAGAACCAGGACACAAGCGACGGCUCUGAGCAGUACAGUCCUGAGGUUCAAGCCUCCCUCGACAACAAUGAAAUCUAGAUCGUCUCGUUCCAAACGAAGAACCCCCGAUUGCCAUGGAAACGCCGACUUUCCCAUCAUGUGUCUGUCUGUUGACUCUUUUCGAUCUUCUCCCAUUCUCUUCAUCAUACUCUUUAUCUCUUGUUAUGAAGCCUUACCUUUGGUAUGGUUUGCAAAUGGAUUCGUGGGAGAGAUUUGUAUUCUCCCAAGACUUAAACUUCCAUUGGAGGGCCUGGAACACAAAACCCCCAAUUCCUAAAAAAAAUGAAAGAUGACAUAUCUAGCCAAGUUGACUUUUUCCUGGAAAAGCACGCACCUACUACUUCGAUGGUUGACGUCCUUGUUCCUGGAAAAACAACAACCAUAAUAUGUGAAUCUCACAUGUAUUUUCUGUGCAGCUACAUGUUUUACAAACGCCUCAGCCUCUUCCUUUUUCCAUAUAAAUGUAAAAAAGUGAUCAUUAUCCCUGACGAUAAGGAUCCACAACAUAUCAAUGAGCAGCUAAAAGAAAACUCAUCUGUGAAAAAUAAUGUCAAGCAUAGUAAUUCUAAUUCCAUACCUUAUAGAAUGCCCCCGUUAGGUUUUUUCCAAUUCUUUAAUUUUUGAUACUCUGCGUAUUUUCAAUUUGUAACCCUUCGCCAUACAAAACCAUUUCCUCUCCUUCUUUUUGGUACAUCUGUGAUCUAAUCAGUAUUAUGCCAUCAUCUCCUCUUCACUUACUAAAUCUGUGCAAUACGAAUACCAGCUCCUCACAUGCAACCGAAAUGUGUUCAGACAGUAUUCUGGGACCAACGCUUUAAGUAAAGAAUGUAACGUAACUGAUCCACUGAAUCAAUGUGCAAUAAUAAUCAAUGGAAACUCAGUAUUAUUAUUGGUGUCAUGAUAAAGGGAUGAGAGUUCUUUCUCUCUUGCAAUCAUCCUACUUUCCUGAUCAUGCCAACUUCUAUUUUACUACUAUACUACUCCGUAAGCCCUCCCCCGCUAAUUCGUCUUAGUAUUGUUCCAAUUUGUAUACAA
Messenger RNA from Tigriopus californicus, 2982 nucleotides. RefSeq lists its product as uncharacterized. The coding region runs from base 376 to 1986 and encodes 536 amino acids. Lineage: Eukaryota; Metazoa; Arthropoda; Copepoda; Harpacticoida; Harpacticidae. The record is from RefSeq and is a predicted model, not a curated record. The transcript is spliced from 5 exons.